Messenger RNA from Stylonychia lemnae, 1053 nucleotides. NCBI's taxonomy places the organism in Eukaryota, Ciliophora, Spirotrichea, Sporadotrichida, Oxytrichidae. The record is from the annotation of a GenBank genome assembly.
AUGAGGCCAUAUAACUCUUACAUCAUCAGAAAUAAUAGACUAGCAGAUCAAUAGGACACCUUACCUCCUAAUCCAAUGGUUGAUUCUAAGAACUAUGACAAGAUUUUUGAAGUUUUCAUUGACUCCUUUUCUGGAGCAACUGGAGGAUUCUUUGCUUCAUUGAUGCUCUACCCUCUUGAAAAUUUCAGAACAAAGCUCUAAGCAUUAACUAAAGAAAAUUAGAAAUAAGAAAGUAUUUUCAAAGAAGAUCUACCAGAUGAUGGAUCUCAAACACAUAGAAAGACUCAUCAAUCUGAAUAUUUCAAGGAGCUUAGGUAUCUGAAAUAAAUAAUAGAAAAAGAUGGAAUUACAAGUUUAUACAAGGGACUAUCAUCAGCAUUAAUAGGAACCGUGUUUUCCUAUGGGAUUUACUUCUGGUGGUACAGAUUCUUUAAAAACUUUUUUAAACUAGUCCUCAAGCGAACUGAAUUGUCAGAUCUUGACAUUACUAUUAUCACUACUAUUGCUGGAGUUGUUAAUUCUUUUUUAACUAGUCCAAUCUGGUUUAUAAAUGCUAGAAUGGCCACAAGCAAAGACAAGAAAGGGUUGAUACAAACCAUAUUAGAGAUUUACAAGACUGAAGGUAUUUCAGCAUUCUAUAAGGGUGUGCUACCAAGCAUGAUCCUUGUGUUAAACCCAAUUAUUAACUUCGUAGUCUAUGAAAACCUCAAGAAAAUUCUACUUAAGAAUGAGUUCUCAUUGAACUUGAUAUAGCUAUUGCUUAUAAGUUCAGUAGCUAAGACAAUCGCAACAAUAUUUACUUAUCCAAUCUUGACUGUUAGAGUCAAACUCUAGACAAAUAAAGAAGAGUAGAGAGUUAGUACUUUAAGAUUUGUUUUGGACUUAUUAAAAGAAUCUGGUCUUGAAGGAUUAUAUCUUGGUGUUUAUGCUAAAUUAUUUUAAACUGUAUUAUACAAUGGAUUUCUCAUGGUAGCUUAUGAAAGACUUAGACUGUUAAUCAAGUAUAUGCUGUUUUAAUACUUAAAAAGAAGAAAGCUCAUUACUGAACAAUGA